CAGCGCUCGCGCAUUCCUUCAGUCUGAAAACAACCGCGAAUCAGAAACAAACCAAACACAAGCAAACAUGUCUCUCAGCCCGUAUUUCUUCGACUACUCGAUGCCGCAAUGGCCUCGCCGGCUUCUCGACCAGAACUUCGGUCUCGCUUUGACACCUGAAGACCUAUUAGGCGCUGCGACCAGCCCGAUCGUUUCCCGCCUCAAACCCUGGUGGCCACAGGACGGUUCCACCAUCAAAGUCGACAAGGACAAAUGGCAGGUCAACGUGGACGUCCAGCACUUUUCUCCAGACGAAAUCACAGUGAAAACCUCCAACGGAUACAUAGUUGUUGAAGGGAAACAUGAAGAAAAGAAGGAUGAGCAUGGUUUUAUAUCCAGACAGUUCUCGAGAAGGUUCAAGCUGCCGGAAGGCUCUAAUCCUGAUGCUGUACAGUCCAGGUUGUCGUCGGAUGGUGUGUUGACAGUGGUUGCUCCUUUGAAGGCUGAAGAGGCGAAAGGAGAACGAUCUGUUCCGAUCACACACACGGGGCCUGUUAGGAGUGUGAGUGUCACUCAGGAGGCGCCUAAGGAAGCUUAGUGUUUAUAGUUUGUUAAGUGAGACUGAUUUUAUACAUUUAUUAAAUUCUCUUUUUU
Messenger RNA from Cydia splendana, 633 nucleotides. RefSeq names its product protein lethal(2)essential for life-like. The transcript has a single exon. The coding region runs from base 68 to 577 and encodes 169 amino acids. Gene Ontology annotation, biological process: response to heat; protein refolding. Lineage: Eukaryota; Metazoa; Arthropoda; Insecta; Lepidoptera; Tortricidae. The record is from RefSeq and is a predicted model, not a curated record. Gene Ontology annotation, cellular component: nucleus; cytoplasm.